Molecule: messenger RNA, 1475 nt
Organism: Portunus trituberculatus (swimming crab)
Lineage: Eukaryota; Metazoa; Arthropoda; Malacostraca; Decapoda; Portunidae
Product: glycine-rich cell wall structural protein-like
Exons: 2
Coding region: 149-988 (279 amino acids)
Source: RefSeq, a predicted model, not a curated record
UUGUGAGCCGAGAAGGUGGUGGUUAGCUACACGCAUCCACCCAUUAUGUUAAGGCUGGGGUCCCGGGGCCGCGCUGGGCUCAGGUAUAUAACGCGAGGGUGUCUCAAGGGAUGCACAACACUUCCCUUCAGGAGACCCUCAAGGAACCAUGAAACUGCUGGUAGUGUUCGCCGUGGCUGGCAUCCUCCUGCUGGAGCUCAGCGACGCCGGGAGCUACGGCAAAGGGCGAGGCGGACGCGGCGGUGGCGGCGGUUUCCGAGGUGGCCAUGGUGGUGGAAACCUAGGCCGACUAACCUACGGCAGCAGGGGCCGCGGCGGUAGAGGUGGCAGAGGCGGCAGAGGCGGAAGGGGCAGAUACGGUGGCGGCAACACAUUAGGCGGCUACGGCGGCGGUUCCAGCGGCGGAUAUGGCGGCGGCGCCAGUAGUGGGUUCGGUGGCGGCUCUAGCGGAGGCUACGGCGGCGGCUCCAGCUUCGGGUUCGGUGGCGGCAACAGCGGUGGCUAUGGCGGCAGCAACAGCGGUGGCUAUGGCGGCGGCAACAGCGGUGGCUAUGGCGGCGGCAACACCGGUGGAUAUGGCGGGGGUUCCAGUGGCGGCCAUGGCGGUUGUUCUAACCGCCGCUUCGGAUGCGGUUCCAGCGGAGGCUAUGGUGGUGGUUCCAGUGGCGGCUUUGGGGGAGGUGUCAGCGGAGGAUACGGCGGUGGUUCCAGCGGCGGCUAUGGUAGCGGUUCCAGCGGCGGCUUUGGCGGGGGAGUGAGUGGAGGCUAUGGUGGUGGUUCCAGUGGAGGCUAUGGUGGUGGUUCCAGUGGCGGCUUUGGGGGCGGUGCCAGCGGCGGCUACGGCGGCGGUUCCAGUGGCGGUUAUGGCGGCGGUGUCAGUGGCGGCUUUGGCGGGGGAGUGAGUGGAGGUUAUGGAGGAGGAGGAGGAGGUGGUAAGGGUUACUCCAGCGGCGGCAGGCGCGGCUCGGGACACACCUACGGGAAAUAAGCCAGUGAACCUGAGACUGCAAAGACACUAGAGUAACCCAGGCAAUGAACCUUCUCCACCACCACCACCACUACCUCCUCUUCCUCCUCCUCCUCCUCCUCUUCCUCCUGCACCAGCAAGAAAUGAGAACCAAAACAAAAAUCCACGCACUGUCACCGCCACCGUCAGUAGAAUAUUAGAGACACACCUAAAUUUAUCUCACAUCCUUUCUUAUACAAGCACCGCACGUCUACACCUACCGCUGCCAUCCCCCCCUCCUCCACCUCCUCCUCCUCCCCCUCCUACUGCUGCUGCUAUUGUUGUUAUUGAGAGCAAAAAGCUGAUUGCCUCGCCGCCCGGGAGUAAUGUCUCGCAAGGCUAAGAAAGGGAAAGGUAGUUCAGAAAGAUGUGUGUGUGUGUGUGUGUGUGUGUGUGUGUGUGUGUGUGUGUGUGUGUGUGUGUGUGUGUGUGUGUGUGUGUGUGUGUGUGUGUGUGUGUGUGUGUGUGU